This is a messenger RNA of Owenia fusiformis, 2958 nucleotides long. NCBI's taxonomy places the organism in Eukaryota, Metazoa, Annelida, Polychaeta, Sabellida, Oweniidae. The record is from the annotation of a GenBank genome assembly.
UGUCAUCAAACAUGGCGGAAACUUCAAAUCCUGAAAGAACUUUCUGAUUUCAAUUUUAGGUCAUAUUUGUAAAGAAUCACUGUACCUAAUCAAAGUUCCAGAUGUCUCAAAGUUCACUAUUAGAAGAUGUAUUCUACUGGGAUGAGACAGAAUGUAGACAUCGGUGCAGAGAGGCUAUACCUAAAUUAGCUGCAUGUUAUGAAGAUGGAGACUGUCUCCAGGAAAAGCUAAAGUAUCUCCAGAUUCUGUGCCAGUCAUUUGUCCCAGUAGCUUACAUUGAUCAACUUGAAGAUUUGAUAUUUGCAAAGAUAUCAGCAAGAACAAUAGAAUAUUUCAACAGUACCUUGGAAAGAAUAGGAGCACUUUUGAUAGAUUGCAACACAGACUUGCAUAUAGUCAUACAGGCCAGGCUAAAUCACUGUGGAGAUAUUCUUGACUGUAUUGUGACAGGCAUGGAGGGUCUUAUGCAGCGGAAUGAUGUUACGGAAUUGAGAGAUAUUCAUUCCCUUCAGUAUCUCACUCUCCAGUUGACCAAAACCUCAUACAGUCAUUGCCAGGACUCCGCCAGUAUUUAUGGGGAGCUGAUGGCUUCAGUGUCAGAGCAACUUUCUUCUCUCUUCAAGAAAGCUCACACUUUACAAACAACAUUCUUGUCCCUGAUGGAAAGGAUAUCAAUGAGUUCUCCCUCACAAUCAGAUGUGGAUGACAUGUGUUCAAUUCUUGAAGGCUUGUUUCAUAUUAGUCAGAUUGCAAGCAACCUUGAUGUAAAAAUUAUGGCAACACUGCUAAAGACAAUCUCUAGAAUUGCUUGUCAGUAUAAGGAUGAUGUUAAACAACAACUUGAUGUUGCUAUGAUGAUAAGAGCCCUCUGCUCAGAUGUUGAGUCCAGUUUGGAAUAUAAUCUUCUACAAUUAGCAACCCAGUUAGACAAUAGGGGACAGGUGAUAUUUAGUGGUGAUGAGAAAGCAUACAUGAAGGGUAUGAAGAUCCUAGGGUUUCAGAUGAAAGUCUUAGUGAUGCUGGUGAAGGAAUAUGAUGGUUACCUUGGCGAUUGUUAUCAGCAGCUUUAUCAUCUCAUUCUCACAAUGAUAAGGUGGUUACCUCCAAGUUUACAUACACCAAACAUACCAGAUCCUCUGAAAUGUGAGACAGAAAAACAAGCUUUAAUCGCAGUUGAACCUUUACUCGUCCACCUAGUUGCCAAUAGGGACUUUGCUACAGCUGUUCUGAAGAAUGGUCAAGAUUUCCAAAAAGAGUUGUAUUUUCCUUACUGUAUGUUGUUGACACGCCUGUCCAACAUUGUGCCAAAACAAGAUGACAUUGUUCAAGACAUGUGGCUUUCUGAAAAUAUCGACCCCUAUGGUACACCUACAAUAACCCUCAUAGAGGCAAUGUUCCUGGCAUAUGAUCUUUGUGAACCUGAGGAAAGAAUGAUGCUGAAGGUUGAUGGAGUUAUGUGUAAUGGUAAACCACAAAAGAAAGUUAAUUUAGGUGAACAUGUCUUAACUCAGAUAUGUGGGCUUGUUGCAAGCCUACCUUCGAGGCACUUCACACAGUUUGAGAUGUGUCUCUUCAGCAAUGUACUUAGCAGGAAUGUACGGACGGCUCUCCUUGCCAUUGAUACAUGGUGUUUUGUUGUGAGGUAUGGCACAUCAGAACUGUGUAGGGACCACUGUCAACAGAUAGCUGGGCUUGUGAAUACAUUACAACCUAACUCUUGUGUAGAAUACAACCACCUAGUAUUUUUGUUGAGAAGACUCGUCAGAUUCAUGGCUGUUGAGCAUCAGGAAGAAUUCAUCAAAGUUUUUCCUCCGGAGAACAACAUCAAUUUGUGGUGUGUCAUGGAGGUUUCCACAUUCAGUACGGGACUGCUGUCUGAGCUGAUAGAGACAAUAGUAACUACAGCAAACAAAAAAGUGCAUUCGUGGAAUGAGAAUGCAGAUAAAACUCUGGAAUCUUUAAAUGAUUUGAUUAUUGCGCUUACGAGUCUUCAGAAUAUCUACAGCCAAGGUGGGCAGUCAUGUCUUGAGGCCUCAGUACAAGUCCUCAUAGCAGGAACAAUAUCUCAAUGCUGGAGCUGUCUGCCAACUAAGAUCACAAGACCAUGUGGACUCCACACAAAAGCAUGGUGCAUCCUAGUUGCUCUUACCAGUCAUUUGAUUGGAGCAGAUAGACUGACCAAUGCUCAGCUUCUUCAGAUGCUUGAGACGAUAUCAUUGAUUCUAGAUCAACCUACAGAUUAUUUUAAGCUCUCAGUGAACAGCAUGUUACUAUCCAUGGCAACCAUGACACUGUCAGAAUCUGUUGAACAACAAAAAAUAAUCCAUGAAUUGCCAGAGCUUUUCUCAAUACUGAUCAGUGAUCCUAACUUCAUCAUCCAAUCAGGUGCUCUUAUUGCAUUUACGAAGUUUGGUGAGGAAAGCCCGUAUGAGAGCAUCCUUCCAGAUACCCUUAACAUUGUCCCUGAUUACAGGGAUUUUGUAGUGCAAUUUGUCAACAAGAUUCCCAUUGAUCUAGCUGAUAGUGUAGAUAAGUUAGAAACCACCAAGAAACAAUGUAAAACCAUAAGGGAGUACCUCAACCAACCAAUUGAACAGUUAUGCAUGGCUGAGUCUCUUCAUGCUGAAAAUGAAGUUGAAGAAAGCCCUCAUCCAGAUGAAGCGGAGGGAACAGAGCCUUGUCCAAAACGAUUAAAGGAAGACCUGGAAAUCCAUUCAGAGGACAAUGAACGUUUAACAGAAUGUUUAUCCAAAAUAAACAAUGGACUUUUAAUAUUUGAAGAAGUACAAGAGAAAAUAUCAAAACUGCCUCACACAUAUAAAUCGCAACUGUUGAAUAUUCAGCAGCGUUUGUGUACCCUCUUAGAGAAAUAUUAAUUUAAUAUUUUAUAUGAGUUAUUUAAACUUUAUGAAUAAAUUAUUGUAGUAUUUAUCAGAGAUUAUGAAUGCUUAUGUAGAU